GUGAAUCGCGCCCGCCGGAGGGUCUCACAGCGAAAUACAAAAGCAGCUGGGAAGCGGCGGCCGGGCGAGUUCCCAGCGGCGGACAGAGCCCUGCAGCGCCCGGCGGCCGCCAUGGGGCUGAGACGCCCGAAGCCCCGGAGCCAAGCAGCGGCCCGGCCCACCUCGCCGCCGGGACCCGGGCGCCCGGGCUCGGCUUGAAGCGGCGGCGGCGGCGGCGGCACGGCCGCAGGAGCAUGGGCAGGAGGAUGCGGGGCGCCGCCGCCACCGCGGGGCUCUGGCUGCUGGCACUGGGAUCGCUGCUGGCGCUGUGGGGCGGGCUCCUGCCCCCGCGGACCGAGCCGCCGGCCUCCCGACCCCCGGAGGACCGAGUCCCGCGGCUCCCGGGCGGGAGCGGAGCCCGGUUACCGGCGCCGCGCUUUCCUCUGCCCCCGCCCCUGGCGUGGGACGCCCGCAGCGGCUCCCUGAAAACUUUCCGGGCGCUGCUCACCUUGGCUGCCGGCGCUGACGCCCCGCCCCGGGGGCCCGCGGGCGAGCGCUGGCGGCACGUGCCAGCCGGAUGGUCCGGACCGGAGGAGAGCGCUGCGGUGCACGGGGGCGUCUUCUGGAGCCGGGGGCUGGAAGAGCAGGUGCCCCGGGGGUUUUCCGAGGCCCAGGCGGCGGCGUGGCUGGAGGUAGCUCGCGGUGCCCGGGUGGUGGCCCUGGAGCGCGGGGGCUGUGGGCGUAGCUCCAACCGACUGGCGCGCUUUGCCGACGGCACCCGCGCCUGCGUGCGCUAUGGCAUCAACCCCGAGCAGAUCCAGGGCGAGGCCCUGUCCUACUACCUGGCGCGCCUGCUGGGCCUCCAGCGCCACGUGCCGCCGCUGGCGCUGGCCCGGGUGGAGGCGCGGGGCGCGCAAUGGGCGCAGGUGCAAGAGGAGCUGCGCGCCGCUCACUGGACUGAGGGCAGCGUAGUGAGCCUGACGCGCUGGCUGCCCAACCUCACGGACGUGGUGGUGCCCGCGCCCUGGCGCUCGCAGGAUGGCCGUCUGCGGCCCCUGCGCGGCGCUGGGGGCGAGCUGGCCAACCUCAGCCAGGCGGAGCUGGUGGACCUGGUGCAGUGGACCGACUUGAUCCUCUUCGACUACCUGACGGCCAACUUCGACAGGCUCGUAAGCAACCUCUUCAGCCUGCAGUGGGACCCACGCGUCAUGCAGCGCGCCACGAGUAACCUGCACCGCGGCCCCGGUGGGGCGCUGAUCUUUCUGGACAACGAGGCGGGCUUAGUGCACGGCUACCGGGUGGCAGGCAUGUGGGACAAGUAUAACGAGCCGCUGUUACAGUCGGUGUGCGUGUUCCGCGAGCGGACCGCGCGGCGAGUGCUGGAGCUGCACCGCGGGCAGGACGCGGCGGCUCGGCUGCUGCGCCUCUACCGGCACCACGAGCCUCGCUUCCCUGAGCUGGCUGCACUAGCCGAUCCGCACGCUCAGCUGCUGCAGCGCCGCCUCGACUUCCUCGCUAAGCAUAUUUUGCACUGUAAGGCCAAAUACGGCCGGCAGCCAGAGACUUAGCAUCACCCGGAGAAACAGAGAGACUCAUGACUGGACUGUGGAUGGUGGGGGAAGGGCCAUCGCUUCGGCCACCCCGCCCUGGGACCAGCGGCCAACGCCCAGCCAGUGGUCCCGAUGUGUUGGUGUCUAAAACUUGAGCUUCGUCCACCUGCCCCUUUCAUGCCCGCGGUGUUUCCUUUCAAAGUUCUGGGCUCAAGAACUCACCGAGGCGGGAAGAGCAACAUACCCUCCGCCCAGUUUAUAAAAGGAUUCUAUCGCCAGCGUGAGACUGGAUCCGGAGCAUCUGGCUCCUGGGGUCUGUCCCCUGGGUGGCUGUCUGUGUGGGAGAUGUACCCCAUGCGUGUCCCCCUACCCUCCACUCCGCCCCAAUCCUCUUCCCGAAAAAGGAAAACUUCCGUUUGAGCCCUUGAGCUAAUUCUGCCAUUGCGCUCCCCAGCGCCGCGCCUGUGGCCGCUGAGCGGGCUGUGACAUUGGCUGGUGGAGCCCCCUUCCUGUGUUCUGCCUUUGUUCCAGCGCGGCGGUGGUGAGAUCACUGUGGGGAGCUGGGGAAGGGAUCUGCUAGGACAAAGGGAGCGGGACCUUGAGCCUCCAGGAGCCCCACUAACCCUGUCCACCCUGUCCGUGGUCUGACUCAUUGCUGACCUCUUAUUCUGACCUGCAGGUCUUACGCAGUGAGUCAAAUCAUGAAUUUCUUCUUCCUCCCUCCUCACAACUGACAAAGAUUUUGACAAUGAUGCUGUUUCACCCGGAAAGAAAAAAAAAUCAGUUUCAUGCACUUUACUUUGUCUUUAUUUUAAUUUUUUUAAUGGAGAAAAACUUUUUUUAUUUGACAGAAUUUGCCUUCUGUGUAUAUAUGUGCAUAAAAUGUGGUGUAAAUAUACUAAACAGACUUAUA
This is a messenger RNA of Ochotona princeps (American pika), 2442 nucleotides long. It is a transcript of the gene FJX1, whose product is annotated as four-jointed box kinase 1. Lineage: Eukaryota; Metazoa; Chordata; Mammalia; Lagomorpha; Ochotonidae. The record is from RefSeq and is a predicted model, not a curated record. The transcript has a single exon. Gene Ontology annotation, biological process: cell-cell signaling. The coding region runs from base 234 to 1547 and encodes 437 amino acids.